AUGCCCACAAUAUGGAACUUACCGAGGACUAUGUGCGAUAAGAAGAAAUUUCCCCUAAAUGGGCUGGUUAUCAUGUUUCUGCUACUAUUUUCUCUAGCUUACACGUCAAACGGCCAUGGGAUUCACAACGCGGGUGAAGAAAAAGGCAUUGGUGAUGUUGCAGUUUGGGAACAGAGCACCACUGGCGUUGCCCUCAAGCCUUGGCAUAUAUCCAGAAAACUCUGCCGUAAUGUCACUGUCACAAAGUCGUCUGCAGAGGUUUUCCUGAAUCGUUUGCAUUACAGACAUGUUAACUUUGGAUUCAUCCACGUUUAUCCUGAAAAUAAAUCUGAGUUAUCCUUCACGAAAACUCCCGAUGUCCUGUUUCGUACGGUAUGGGUGUGGACAUUGCUCGGGGAAGGCGGUGCUUUUCCUUAUCUCUGGUAUUCACUUGACUUUUAUUCGUUGUCGUUUGGUAUUCUGGACAAGUACACGGACCAUUACCUCAGGCUCAAUCUCACCACCGACAGCCCGACACCUUGUAUGGUACAGGUAGGUGGAAACUCGACGCAGAUCAUAGCUAAUGCUUUUAACGCAGUGAUGGAAACCUCGUAUGGGAAAACACCCAAGAAUAAGCGAAGCGUGUUCUGCUACUCGGUGAGAUAUAAAAGUUACGGGCCUUUCUUGUACUACGUAACCCACCUCCUCGGUAUCGAGAAAGGUUACACAGGAUACAAAUGUUGCUACCAGAGGCAAGAUCCUUCUAACAAAAAUAAAACAGUAUCUAAUUGCAGUGACAAGAUACAGCCGAUGACAAAGUGGUAUUGUGUUUUGUAUACAUUGGUCUUCUUGGGGUUUUUCUUCUGCCCUGUCGUGGUGUCAUGGGUAGCUCAUCGACUGGCUGUUCCAGACGGGGACACGAACUUACCUUCUCUCCAAAACUAUCAACCUUUGUCAUCUGAGGAUAUCCAAGAGGACAGCAACCAAAAUGAAGUUCUGGAGCAAAAGUGGAUAUUCCUCGGCGUUGACAAGCCAAUCACGCUUUUAAAAGUGUUUUGCAAACUAUUCCGUCCAUUUCGCACAAGUCCUGUUCUGGCAUCACGUCUUCAGAGGUUAGUCGCCAUUCUUCUCACGCCGUCUGUGAUCUGUUUCAUGAUCUUUAUGAAAGUCAAGGAUGGCACCCAGGAGCGUUGGGUCCGUUACAGACUGGAUUACGACAUCCCUGUUGGAUUUAUGGCCAUUCCAUUCGGGUUUAAGUGGAACUUGAAGAACUGGGGCUACCUGUUUGGUGGACCUUACGUGAUGUAUUCCUUGUACUUCUCCUUGGGACUUGUCAUGCUGCUUUUGCCUAGGGACUUUUCUAAAAUUAUGACAAAGUACCUAAAAUGUAAAUCAGAAGUGAUGUAUACCCUCCUGUCCAUUGACGUGCUUACAAUGGAAAAAUGGAGCUCGACUACCUUUUCUCAUCUCACCGGUUACCACUUUAUCCACGACAAGGUCACCGCUAACUUUUACAUGCUAAUGAACAGAAAAUUUUGGCGGUUUACGAAGGACCUCUUCGUGAAAAGAUUUAUCCUCGUGAACGAUCGACUCAAGAGACUUUUCUCCGAUGAGUGUGCCGUAAAAUGUUCCCUUCCCGUCGCACAGUUUGUGUUGUUCGUGUGGUAUGCGGUAUUCUGUGUGCUGGAGUUACUCUGUGCAUUCGUGUACUAUGGUCUACCGUCGGUUUAUCUUGCCGUCACAAUCCUGAGAGGUUACAAUGUAUGGUUGAAAGAUGUUGUGCCUCACCUCGGAUUGAGAGCUAUCCUUCAUUUCAUUAUCAGUGUCUUAGUCAUCCACAAUCUCAUUGCCUUUGCCAUUCUCUUCAUCUGCAGUGGAAUAUACAUAACCUCUGCCAUAGACUUUACUUACAUAGGCCUCAUCAUCUACCCGGAAUACACGACCGGCUAUAUCAUUGCUGCAGGGACACUGGCAUAUUAUCUAAUCGGAAACAUCAGGAAAUUCAACGACAUUUUCUCAGAGCUCCUGGACUUGACCGUUAACGCCAGUAUGAAUUUGGAAAGUCAGCGGAACAAAGGUGUAUGUAAGGUCACAGAGAAUACAAUAGUUAUCUCUCCUCAUGACGCCACUGUUGUUGAAACGAUCAAAGUGCAGGGAGAAGUGGAAAUUUCUCUAUCAGACAAUCAAAAGUCGAAUCUCAAGCAUUGCGGCCUUCAUGGAAGCCUCCGAAAGCUGGUGAAAUGGCGGGACAACCAACCCGGUAUUCCGUACGAGCUGUUCAUACACGUGAUGAACCGCUAUUGUCCACUGCACAAGCACGUGUUCUGGUUCCUGCUUCGCCUGGCCGUAUUCUGUCUCGUUGUCGUGUCCAUCACUACACUUCUGGCCAGCUACAACAUCAAGCAAAAUUUGGCAAUUCCAGCCCAGGUCAUUACUGCAGUCACCCUCAACAUACUCCCCCGCGUUAUGGAAGCCUUUGUGUCAAAGCUGGACAUCCGCCUUGCCCAUGAGCACUGGAAACGGUGUAUAGAAACAGCAGUAGAAAGCUACUGGAUAAGCAAGGGUCUCGUCAGAAUAGUCUAAAAAUGGUGACUGAAAAAAUAGAGUGAGCAUCAGAGGAAAUACUAUUGAAAACUGUAUCUGAAAAUAUGUUUACUUAUUAUUUUUAGAUUUUGUUUUCACUGAAUUAAAUGCAUUAAAAUGUUUGGAUUGUAUGGUGACCUAUAUGCACAGGCAUAUAUUACACGAGAACAGGCAUAUAUUGCACGAGAACACGCAUAUAUUACACGAGCACAGGCACAUAUUACACGAGCGCAGGCACUAAUUGCACGAGCACAGGCACAUAUUGCACGAGCAAAGGCGUAUGUUGCACGAGCACAGGCACAUAUUACACGAGCGCAGGCACUUAUUGCACGAGCAAAGGCGUAUGUUGCACGAGCACAGGCAUAUAUUACACGAGCACAGUGUGUUGACAGCAUAUGUACGUUGUUGUUGUUUUAAGAACUAUUUGACAGUUCUAACAAUCACAUUUUAAUUACAAUGAUGUGUUUUAUUUAGAGCCUUGAUAUUAGACGAUGCUCAGUGUAUGUGAAACAACCUUUUAUUCAGCUUUAUUAUUUUUUUUUUGGUUUCAUCUGUAUUUCUUAUAUAGUCAUUGUUUUCCCAUAUCG
Liolophura sinensis is the source of this 3149-nucleotide messenger RNA. RefSeq lists its product as uncharacterized. The record is from RefSeq and is a predicted model, not a curated record. The coding region runs from base 1 to 2562 and encodes 853 amino acids. The transcript has a single exon. NCBI's taxonomy places the organism in Eukaryota, Metazoa, Mollusca, Polyplacophora, Chitonida, Chitonidae.